This is a messenger RNA of Aureobasidium namibiae CBS 147.97, 450 nucleotides long. RefSeq lists its product as uncharacterized. Bases 1 to 450 code for a protein of 149 amino acids. NCBI's taxonomy places the organism in Eukaryota, Fungi, Ascomycota, Dothideomycetes, Dothideales, Saccotheciaceae. The transcript is spliced from 2 exons. Gene Ontology annotation, molecular function: carbon-sulfur lyase activity. The record is from RefSeq and is a predicted model, not a curated record.
AUGGCCCAAAGAGCAACCGCAACCUGCUUCUGCGGCGCCGUCCAACUCGAGCUGCCGGUCGAAGGCGACGACCUAACCCAAGUCUUCGUCUGCAACUGCAAGGACUGCCGCAAACUAACCGCCUCGGUCAUGACCACCGCCUUCGUAGUCAAAGACUCGGCCAUGACCCACGUCCGCGGCGAGGACAAACUAACCCAAUACGCGACUUCUGCUACCAUCGCCUCGGGCAACACAAUGACAAACUUUUUCUGCAAGGUUUGUGGUACUCUGAUGUAUAGACGCAGCUCGGGCUUCCCUGGUUUGUCGCUUCCCAGAGUGGGCACGGUGGAUGAUUUGAGCUUGCACAAUACAAAACUCAAGCCCAGAGUGGAGGUUUGGUGCAAGGAUAGGGUUGCGUGGUUUGGUGGUGUCGAGGGGAUCAAGCAGUCGCAGAACCAAGCUGCUCUCUGA